This is a messenger RNA of Nerophis ophidion (straightnose pipefish), 8195 nucleotides long. Its product is annotated as zinc finger SWIM domain-containing protein 6-like. Gene Ontology annotation, cellular component: Cul2-RING ubiquitin ligase complex. Gene Ontology annotation, molecular function: zinc ion binding. The record is from RefSeq and is a predicted model, not a curated record. NCBI's taxonomy places the organism in Eukaryota, Metazoa, Chordata, Actinopteri, Syngnathiformes, Syngnathidae.
AGUCCUUUAUCCAAAAGAGGCAUAAACAACGUCCGGCUUUCAUGGUGGCCCAAUAAAGGCACAUUGCGUCUCAUGGGUUCAAAGUCCUCUUGGGAGCAAAGUCCGAACAACAAGCAUCAUGCUGUUACUGCAGCUCAGGCUCCACUGGAGGAGAAAACUUGAGAGAGAAGAAGCAGAAGAAAAACGUCCUCUUUCGUGCCCCCCUUUCGGCCCUGUGGGAACCAGCAGGAACGCCCCUGGAUUAAGUCCCCGCCUUUAAACUCAAAUAAGUGGGAAACUUCAAAGGGACGUCGGGCGCCGUAGCUCCGCCCCCCCCGGCGGCUUCACAAAGGUUUUGCCUACGUUCGGGAAUUCCGCCUCCACUUCCUUUUAUAGCGCCACUCGUGCGCUGGCACGGCGCCAAGGCCACGCCCACCGCGGCUACUUUCCCAACACAAAGGACUCCGUGAAACUCGCUAGCUCCGCCCCCUCGCCAAAUAAGGACAGGCGGCCCAUGUAGGGCAAACAAUCGGCGCCAGAUUGCUCUUUCUCUUCCUCAUCCAGUUUAUAUGAUCGGAGCGGCUCGGCGAGGCAGGUCGGAAGCGGUGCGAACAUGGCCGAGCGAGUCCAGCAGCCUCCAGCCAAGCGGCUCUGCUGCCGGCCCGGCUACAACCUGGCGUGCAGACAGGGGCAACGGGCUGGAGGAGUCCUGUGUGGCGGCGGCUCGGGCUCCGGCUCCGGCUCCGCUCCGGGAGGGUCGGGGCAAAGCGGCAAGGCGCACAACCCGGAGUCGCUGCUCGACAUCGCGGCGCGCAGGGUAGCCGAGAAGUGGCCCUUCCAGCGGGUGGAGGAGCGCUUUGAAAGGAUCCCGGAGCCCGUCCAGCGCCGGAUCGUAUACUGGUCGUUUCCGAGGAGCGAGAAGGAGAUCUGUAUGUACUCGUCUUUCAACGCCGGGGCCGAGGAGAGUGGAACUAGCGGGGACAAUAACGACGAGACCCAGCUGCCCUUCCUGCGAGGUGUCACUCUGCUGGAGGGCGGCUGGGUGGACAACGUACUGCAAGUCGGUUUCCACCUAAGUGGCACAGUAACGGACCCCGCCACUCCUUCCACCCCAGAACUCGUAUGCAGCGUCAGCGUCAGCUUCGACCGCUGCAAGAUCACGGCAGUAACGUGCACGUGCGGCAACAAGGACAUCUUCUACUGCGCCCACGUGGUGGCACUGUCACUUUACCGAGUGCGCAAACCCGAGCAGGUCAAACUGCACCUGCCCAUUUCGGAAACCCUGUUCCAGAUGAGCAGGGACCAGCUGCAGAAGUUCGUACAGUAUCUAAUUUCGGUUCACCACACCGAAGUGUUGCCUACUGCGCAGAAACUGGCGGACGAGAUCCUGUCUCAAAACUCUGAGAUCAACCAAGUUCAUGGUGCCCCGGACCCUACUGCAGGCGCCAGCGUAGAUGAUGAGAACUGCUGGCAUUUGGAUGAGGAGCAGGUUCAGGAACAAGUCAAACUCUUCUUGUCCCAGGGAGGAUACCACGGCUCAGGCAAGCAGCUCAACCUGCUAUUCAGCAAGGUGCGAGAGAUGCUGAAGAUGCGUGACUCCAACGGAGCGAGAAUGUUAACACUUAUCACAGAACAAUUCAUGGCCGACCCUCGGCUGGCACUGUGGAGACAGCAAGGCACCACCAUGACAGACAAGUACAGACAGCUCUGGGACGAGCUGGGCGCCCUGUGGAUGUGCAUCGUACUGAACCCGCAUUGCAAGUCCGAGCAGAAGAUGUCGUGGCUGCGGCAGCUGCGCCGGUGGAACAGUGUGGACGUCUGCCCCUGGGAGGAUGGAAACCACGGCAACGAGCUGCCCAACCUCACCCACUCGCUGCCCCAGGGUGCCCAUGGCAACCAAGACAUGCGACCCCACAGGACCGUGUUCACGCGGGCCAUCGAGGCCUGUGACCUGCACUGGCAGGACCGGCACCUGCAGCACAUAAUAGCCAGUGACCUCUAUGCCAACUACUGUUUAAUGGACAACCAAGAGGGCUCACUCUUCGACUCGCGCGGCUGGCCCCUUGUGGCAUGCACGUCCCCCACAGCCUGCGCCAGGGUGGAUGCGCUGCGUUCCCACGGAUACCCCAGAGAAGCCCUCCGACUAGCCAUCGCCGUGGUGAACACGUUACGGCGGCAACAGCAGCGGCAACUUGAGCACUUCCGCCGACACAAGAAGGAGUUGCUCCUCAAGGGCCACACUUCCAUUACCAACAUGGAGGGCUGGGUGGGACAUCCCUUGGACCCCAUCGGCACUCUCUUCAGCACCCUGACCGAGUCGGGACGAGUAGGAGAAGAGGGAUCCAAUAUCUGCUUGGACCUCUCAGACUGCUCCAGUGUGGUGACUCGAGCAGACCUCCAGCGAAUGCCCGUGCAGAGACUGCUGGGCGAUGGCGAGUCGUACGUGGCACUGGCGGUCGAGACGGCUCUGAUUGGCCUGGGCCAGCAGCGGGUGAUGCCGGACGGGCUGUACGCUCAGGAGAAGGUGUGUCGCAACGAGGAGCAGCUGUUGGCCAAGCUUCAGGAGGUGGAGCUGGACGACUUGCUAGUAAAGAUCUUCCGCAAGCAAGCCGUUUUUCUGCUAGAAGCCGGUCCCUACUCUGGUCUUGGAGAGAUCGUCCAAAGAGAGAGUGUUCCCAUGCACACCUUCGCCCGCUAUCUCUUCACCUCCCUCCUACCUCAUGACGCUGAACUGGCGUACAAAAUUGCACUGAGAGCCAUGCGGUUGCCCGUGUUGGAGUCGACGGCGUCAUCCGGCGACCUGUCUAGGCCUCACCACAUUGUGUCGGUGGUGCCCAACCGCUACCCGCGCUGGUUCACCCUCAGCCACAUCGAGUCUCAGCAGUGUGAGCUGGCCUCCACCAUGCUCACUGCGGCCAAAGGUGACAGUCGCAGGCUGGAGACGGUGCUGGAGUCCAUUCAGAAAAACAUCCACUCCUCGUCUCACAUCUUCAAACUGGCGCAGGACGCGUUCAAGAUCGCCACUCUGAUGGACAGCCUGCCUGACAUCACGCUGCUAAAAGUCGCCCUGGAGCUCGGACUGCAGGUGAUGAGAAUAACUCUGUCCACGUUAAACUGGAGGCGACGGGAAAUGGUGCGCUGGUUAGUCACAUGUGCCACUGAAGUUGGCGUGUACGCGCUGGACAGCAUCAUGCAGAGCUGGUUCACCCUCUUCACCCCCACUGAGGCCACCAGCAUCGUGGCGACCACGGUCAUGUCCAACAGCACCAUCGUGCGCCUGCACCUGGACUGCCACCAGCAGGAGAACCUGGCCUCGUCAGCCCGCACCCUGGCCCUGCAGUGCGCCAUGAAGGACCCCCAGAACUGCGCACUGUCGGCCCUCACCCUCUGCGAAAAGGACCACAUUGCCUUCGAGACAGCCUACCAGAUUGUACUGGACGCCGCCGCCACGGGGAUGAGCUACACGCAGCUGUUCACCAUCGCCCGCUACAUGGAGCACCGCGGCUACCCCAUGCGGGCGUACAAGCUGGCUACGCUGGCCAUGGCCCACCUGAACCUCAGCUACAACCAGGACACGCACCCCGCCAUCAACGACGUGCUUUGGGCGUGCGCACUCAGCCACUCGCUGGGCAAGAACGAGCUGGCCGCCGUCAUCCCCCUGGUGGUGAAAAGCGUCAAGUGCGCCACGGUGCUCUCGGACAUUUUGCGGCGGUGCACGCUGACCACGCCGGGCAUGGUGUCGGCGCUGCACAGCCGCAGGAACUCCGGCAAGCUGAUGUCGCUGGACAAGGCGCCGCUCAGGCAGCUGCUGGACGCCACCAUCGGGGCCUACAUCAACACCACGCACUCGCGCCUCACGCACAUCAGCCCGCGCCACUACAGCGAGUUCAUCGAGUUCCUGGGCAAGGCGCGCGAGACGUUCAUGAUGGCGCACGACGGACACAUCCAGUUCACUCAGUUCAUAGACAACCUGAAACAGAUCUACAAGGGCAAAAAGAAACUAAUGAUGCUGGUCAGGGAGCGCUUCGGCUGAGCUCGCACUCGUACUUUUUUUUUUUAUUUUUUUUAUCAAGUCUGCCUUUUCAACUUCCUUUGGACUACUCGUAAUAAGAGGACGUAGAAAAAAAAACUCAACAAAGCCACACGCGGUAUUAUCGUUCUUGCUGUUGUUAUGGUUACAAACAUUAUUACUAUUAUUAUUAAUAAUAAUAAUAAUAUUACUACUAUGUGUACAGAAGUGUUUUUAUUUUUCACAAGGGAGGAAAUUGGUCACGUUGUGAAUGUUGUGCGUACUUCUCUACAUGUGUAUGAAAGGAAAAUGACUUUUUUUGUGAUUGAAACAUCUUUUUCUUUCUGUGUGUGGCUGAAGGCCUUGUAACAAGCAGCGCUCAUGUUCAAAACAACGACAGAACUGCAUCUUUUGAAGAGAAAACUAAGGCUUUAAUAACACACAGAGCAACCUCCCCGUUUGGCCCUCGGGGUCCCACCAGGGGACACCAGACAGCACUGCACAGCUUCGCUAGGCCCCGAAAGCCAUCGUCAGCAUUUUUUUUUUCCCGGACAGCAGCACUUGAACCAUUAAUUAGCUCUUAGAACCAACACACACACACACACCAAUGCUCUUCGUAACCACCUGUAAUAAUGUGACGCAUGCAGCUACCUACAGUCAUUACAUCUUAUAGUAUAGACUCACUGGACACACUAUUAGGUACACCAGCAAUACACAUGUAUCAAAAAUCGGCCUUUGACAAAGAUAUAUGCUCAGUUUUGAUUGACAGUCAGAUGUAUUUAUUCAACCUUAUGAGAAGCCAAAUUUUACAAGUAUUUUCGGAUGUCUGAAAACAUAAUUGUUAAGAGAAUCUGGAUGUCCAUGCCUGUCAUCAAACUGUGUCAAUACAUGACAUGAAACCAAAAACGCCCCCUAGUGGCUGUGAGCAGCAUAGUGGGUGACUGUAUUUGAAUGUCCUGCAAGUUCAGUAUUUUGGUAACCAAGCAGUGUUUUGGCAGAUAUGUAUUAAGUCACAUGCACAUUUGGUGUUUUAACUACAAUUUUAAUAAUCGCUGUUUAUUAAAAUUGGAAAUAUAAUUUCAAAUAAAAAUAUAGAAGUUAGUACUGUUAAAUGAUAAAAAAUGUGUAAAUCAAAGUAAUCCUACUUUCAAUUUCACAGGUUAUUCAACUUAAAAGGACACUAAUGCCAUUCAAUUGUCAAAAUGUUUUGUUUUUUUAUCUUUUACUUUAAGAAUUUCAUUUAUUUGUUCAAAACUCGGUUACUGUUGUAUCUAAAGCAGGCCUGUGCAAUUAUUUUGACUCGAGGGCCACAUUUACAGAAAAAAAAGUGUCUGGCGGCCGGUAUAUCUAUUUUUAGGAACACUAAUACAAAACCUCACAAUAAAAUCUGAAUGCUAAAUACGUUACGACAGACCGCUUUAAAAACGUAAUGGAAAUUUAAAUUUUUAUAUGAACGAUAAAACACAGAAUAUUGACAAAAUAUCAACGUCGCACCCCUUUUCGAUCGACAUAUUAUCAAGUGAAACACAACAAAAAUGCAACAAACAGUGAAAUAUGAACGUGAAGGGUACAAAAUAAACCCACCUACAAUCUGAUAUAUCACUAAGCUUUAGAACGUUGUUGUGAAAAUCUCCUUCCGCGUCUGUGGAAACGCUUCCCACACACACUGCUUGGUGCCUCGUCUGAGCUGCUGUGACGUACAUGACCAUAGUAACUCAUUAGAUUAACAUAGUAACUAAUUAGAUUACCAUAGUAACUAGUAUAUCAUCCAAAAGCGCAGAUUCCAACCAUUGAAAUACUUUGUACAGUUGAAGACUUACGGUCAUUAGAAAACAUAACUGCACAUCAUAAAGGCAGCUACACUUUCCAUCUUAAAGAUCUAAAAAAAAAUUUGUGAAUGUCCGACGGGUCAGAUUGAAAAGCUUAACGGGUCGCAUGUGGCCCCCGGCCUGAUCUAAAGUCUAUUUGGGGUGCAUUUUGUCCUGAAAUAUGUCAGCCAGCAGACUUCUGCACUGACCACUGAGCGUAUAACAACCCACGCUGCCUUUUCCUGUGGUUAAUGUAAAGUAACAUGUACGGUCAAAAAUUUACAAAAAAAAAAACAAAACUAAUUAAAUCUGCGUAUUGACCUGAUGCACACAAUAUUUCAAUUUUUUUUUGUGAUUAAUUGCAUGAGUUAAGAAUGUUGUCUAUCUGUGUUGGCCCUGUGAUGAGGUGGCGACUUGUCCAGGGUAUACAGCCGCCUUCUGCCCCAAUGCAGCUGAGAUAGGCUCCAGCAUCCCCCGAACCCCAAAAGGGACAAGGGGUAGAAAAUGGAUGGAUGGAAGUGGUAAUUUUUAACUGCCCUAAUAGAAAUAAGAAUAAAAGCUGUUAGGUGACAGUAUGUAUUUUCUUAGUAUUACUGUUCAACAAAAUGCAUGUGGAAUUUUUCUUUUUCCGUAUUUUUUGUGUUUAUUAUACUAUUUAUUUUGUGGGCUUUUCCCCCCCAACAAAGGCCAUGUAUCUCAGAAUCCGAAUUGUUUUUAUUGCCAUUUUUUUGAAAACGGGUUCACAAACUAGGAAUUGUUCUUGGUGUAAUGGUGCAACAUAAAACACACAUAUACCACAGAAUAGAAUAACAUCAGCUUUAACUGAGCUAUUGUUAUUGUUCAUGUGCCUGAUAGCCAAGGGGAAAACAAAUUUUUUGUUUGAAUGUUCACAACACUCAAAAAUCUCCCCAAUCGUCACGACGGGACGCGGCAAAAAGUCGGCCGUUGCGGCUGUCAAUCCAAAGUGAACAUAUGAGCAUCAAUGGUGCAUUUAAUCUCAUUAGGUUCAGUGCAUGUGUACCUAAUGGAGUGGGUGUUGUUUUAUGAACAUAAUGGCUUUGCAUGGGGGGGGGGGGGGUCGCUACCUCAUGAUGCAGUGUGGAACAUGCUCCCAAUUUAAAUGUGCUGUCAGGAUAUUUGUCACCAGUCGUCAUCAAUCUAGGGCGGGGCUAGCCGAGGGGGGGGGGAAUGUGCAUCACUCCCAUCCCACCCAUCGUCCACAAAUAGGCCAGUGUCAUUGUUUAUGCCCCCACCCCCCCCCACCCACCCCACCACUAUCUCUCUCUCUGUGUGUCAUAGCAAUGAGACUUUCUACUGUUAAAACCUUCACUAAUUGUCCACCGAAAUGUUCUCAGGGAUUUUUCUUCACAAUAAGGGAAAAACAAAAGCGAAAAGGCGGAACAAAAAGACUGACUGCAGGAAAAUUGAAAAAAUAAAAAAAAAACUAGACAUGAGCGAGCAUUUAUUGUACUCUGUAUAUAUGCCAUAGUAUAUGUCUGAAUAUGGAGGAUCUGAAAGUAUAUGUUGACUAAUUUAUACAGAGUAUUCUAUGUAAUGUGAAAUACUUGAAGCCGCUGUAGUUUGCUCUCUCUCUUUCUCUCUCUCGCUCACUUGCUUUCUUUUGUUUUUGUCAUGUGAUGGAACAUAUCAUGUUGGGGGGGUGAUGUCUGACUUCAUUCCUGCUGACUCCAGCAAAGAGGAGAAAGGAGGUCAAAGCUGGGUGAUGGAUAAAGCGCUUUAAAGAGAAGGACUAAUAAUACGAGUCAGAUGAAUGGAUCGUCCCUCUGCAGUGAAACUACUUGUCUCAUAUCAGUCAGCAAGCCGUCGAAAGAAAGGACAUUUUGUAUUGUUUGUAGAUUUUUUUUUUUUUUUUUUCGGUGUCUUGACAACAGAAAGAAGUGCAGCCUUUUUCUCUUGCCUUGUCUUCUUAACGCUUUAAAGUAACCAAACAGGAAGUUCUGUCUAACAACCAAACGCGUUCAAAGAGGUGAGAGGCGACCCACCUUGGUCCAGCUUUAGUGUCCUUAAUUAGUAAAGCGAAUGGCUGUGUUAGUAAACUCUUCUUGCUUUAAACGACAAAGCAAAACUCCUCACGUGUGUCUGCUGGUGGUUAAAAAAAGACAAAAAAAAAAAAAAGUAUGUUGGUCAUGUCCAGUGUCUCAACAAUUUCCUCUUGAGUCUUUCUAGCCGUUUUUGUUUGUUCGUGUAGGACGCUCUCCCCUUUUUAUUUAUUACCAUGACCCAUGUAUACAUGCUUAUGAAAAUCAAAUUUGAUACACCGAUAUCAGUUUAUUUAUGUAACUAAAUCACUGUUUUAUAAUCUUGGUAAUGAGUCAAUUAUUGAUUUUGUUUUAUUUUAUUUUUUUGAUUUUGUUUUAAUAAAAGGGGUCAUAUUAUGA